ACUCACAUCUCCCACACCAUGGCUCGACUCAGCUCCGGCUACUUGAUCCCAGAGAUUGGCCUUGGCGUCUACCUGGCCAACGGCAACGAAGCAUACCAGGCGGUCCUGACGGCCCUCAAGCAUGGAUAUCGCCACAUCGACACCGCCUCGUUCUAUCGCAACGAAGCCGAAGUCGGCAGGGCCAUCCACGACUCUGGUCUGCCUCGCGAAGAUGUCUUCAUCACAACCAAGGUCUGGAACAGCGAUCAGGGCUACGAAAACACCCUCGCGGCAUGCGAGUCGUCGCUCAACAAGCUCGGCACAACCUUUAUCGAUCUCUACCUGAUCCAUGCGCCGGUGCCAGAGACCCGCAAGGAGACCUAUCGAGCCCUCGAAAAGCUGGUCGAGGAACGCAAGGUACGCUCGAUCGGCAUCUCCAACUACAACAUCCACCACAUCGAGGAGCUCAAGACCUACGCCAAGAUCAUGCCAGCCGUCAAUCAGAUCGAGCUAUCGCCCUACCUCCAGCGCCGCAGUUUGGUGCAGUACUGUCAGGACAACGGAAUCGUCCUCGAGGCGUACUCGCCCUUGACUCGUGGAGAGAAGUUGAACGACCCUCCUCUGGUUCGCAUCGCGCAGCAACACGGCAAGACGACCGCUCAGGUCCUGAUCAAGUGGUGUCUCAAGAAGGGAUAUGUGACCCUGCCCAAGUCCGUCAACGAGUCGCGCAUCAUCCAGAAUUUCACCGUAAACGAUUUUGACUUGAGCGCAGAGGACAUGAAUGUCCUCGAUGGUCUCGAGUGCGGACUGAUGGUUGCAUGGAAUCCCCUCGAAUGGGAGUGAUUGCUGCGAGUGCUCUGGCCUGCUGUGCUCCGGGCAAGGUGACCAUGCGGCACUUCGUGAAAGCUGCUUGUGCUUGGGAGCCGAAUAUAUGGGGUGGUGUGGCCUACAGCGCAUCCAAAAUGAAAUGCGGUAUCCCGUUGGGUCAGUGCUGUCCUUUCUUUCUGGAUCCUGAAUACGCCCCUUCCACUAUCCACCAUGACCAAACAGCGUGUCCAAGGAGACUGGCGGUGCGGUUGCCUCUGGGGAUGUCUCGUGGAUACAAGGAAAGGAAGACGCAUCCAGCCCAUGGAGACUCGGACUUGCCAGGCAUUUCGAGC
Polychytrium aggregatum is the source of this 1139-nucleotide messenger RNA. RefSeq names its product putative reductase. Bases 19 to 822 code for a protein of 267 amino acids. Lineage: Eukaryota; Fungi; Chytridiomycota; Chytridiomycetes; Polychytriales. The record is from RefSeq and is a predicted model, not a curated record. Gene Ontology annotation, molecular function: oxidoreductase activity. The transcript has 5 exons.